This is a messenger RNA of Drosophila virilis, 1163 nucleotides long. It is a transcript of the gene Rsph1, whose product is annotated as Radial spoke head protein 1. NCBI's taxonomy places the organism in Eukaryota, Metazoa, Arthropoda, Insecta, Diptera, Drosophilidae. The record is from RefSeq and is a predicted model, not a curated record. Gene Ontology annotation, cellular component: nucleus; motile cilium; cytosol. Gene Ontology annotation, biological process: spermatid development; axoneme assembly.
AUAUAAAAUAAAAUUAUAUUAUGAGCGUUUCGGAGGGGUCCGAUGAAUCGGAGCUUUCAUUUCCGGAAGAUGAGGACGAGGGACCAAAUAUUGGCAAAUACAUUGGUGGACGCAAUGCAGCAGGAUAUCGCCAUGGACGCGGCUGGGCCAUUCUGCCAAAUGGUGAUCAGUACGAUGGCAAUUAUCGUAAGGGCCGUCGUCAUGGCAUCGGGCUUUAUGUAUUUAAGAAUGGUGCUCGAUAUUACGGACAAUAUCGCUGUGGUGUUCGCUGUGGUCGCGGCAUAUUCAUUUAUCCCGAUGGCUCUGUCUACGAAGGAAACUGGCGCAAGAAUCUGAAGCACGGCAAGGGCCGUUACAAUUAUGCCAAUGGGGAUACGUACUCGGGUGAUUGGUACAAGGGCCUUCGUCAUGGUGUUGGCAUCUAUAGUUUCAAAACCGACAAGGAUAACUGCUGCAUGACAGUGCGCCUAAAGUCCACUUGGAACACCAAUGUACGCAUGGGUCCCUUCGAGAUGUACAUUGGCAAUGAUGACAAAUGCACCAUCUUGCAUGGUAUUUGGGACAAUCUCUUUCCGACAGGACCUGCCGUCUUUAGCUUUGACAAUCGCUAUAUGCUGCUUGGUUACUUUUUGCCGGCCGAUUAUAGUUUCAAAAUUGUUCGAUCUUCCGGUGAGCUUGCCGAGGACGAAUUCAACCAAGAUGCUGAAGAAGAAGAGGCCGAAAUUGAGGAGCCAAUGCCCACAUUGUGGUUUGCCCAGGAGAUCGCUGUCUAUGAUUAUUCAAUACUGCCUCAAGAGCCGGUACCACUGCCCAUUUCCGAUUCGGAGCUAUCUGUAUGCUCGCUGACCACAGAGCCGAGCGUCCAAAGCCAAGAAAAGAUCAGCUUCUAUGGCGAGGGCGAGGAAGCCGAAGGCGAGGGCGAGGAGGGUGAAAUGGAAUGCUUCCCUUGCGAGUGCGACUAUGAUCUCAGUGAUGUUGAAUCUGAAACCGAAAUAUGCAAAAUCGAUGCCAACCCAUGUGCCAUUGAAGUGCUCAAACAGCCCGAGUGCCCCAAUCCGUAGUGUUAAAGAGCUGUUGGCGAUCUUUAAUUUAAUUUAAUUUGUUCUGUGUAAAAUGCCAGCGUCUUGAAAAUAUUAUAAAGCUACUGAGCUACUAAAUUAUUA